Messenger RNA from Hippoglossus stenolepis (Pacific halibut), 3849 nucleotides. It is a transcript of the gene vgll2a, whose product is annotated as vestigial-like family member 2a. Gene Ontology annotation, biological process: regulation of transcription by RNA polymerase II. Bases 185 to 1045 code for a protein of 286 amino acids. The transcript is spliced from 4 exons. NCBI's taxonomy places the organism in Eukaryota, Metazoa, Chordata, Actinopteri, Pleuronectiformes, Pleuronectidae. Gene Ontology annotation, cellular component: nucleus. The record is from RefSeq and is a predicted model, not a curated record.
GUCCAGUGCGUAAAAAGAGCGCAGCGCGGCACAGCACAGAGAGACUCUCCAAGUGUGUGUGUGUGUGUUAGUGUGUGUCUGUGUGAGUGCGUGUGUCCUCCACCGCCCGGAUUAGCGCUUCCUCUCAGUCCGAGCUGACCCGCGCUCUCAAUGAAGCUUGGUUCUUCUCCGUGAUUUCUUCGCCAUGAGCUGCUUGGAUGUGAUGUACCAAGUGUUUGGACCUCAGCCUUAUUUCAGCUCCUACAGCCCCUAUCACCACCAGAAGCUGGCCUUGUAUUCCAAAAUGCAAGACCCCCAGGACAGCAGCAGCCGGCUCGGCCCCCUGGGGCCCCCGGCGAUCAAGGAGGAGGACAAGGAGCUGCCGCCGGGAGCCGAGUACCUGAGCUCCCGCUGCGUCCUCUUCACGUACUUCCAGGGCGACAUCAGCUCGGUGGUGGACGAGCACUUCAGCCGAGCGCUCAGCCAGACGACCGCUUACCCUGCCUCCAGCAGCCACAAGACCGUAAGAGAUUCGUUCCCGAUGAGCCAGCGAAGUUUCCCUCCGUCGUUCUGGAACAGCUCGUACCAGCCGUCCGUCUCGUCCACGCUGAGCGGCGCCCUCUCCGCUCCCCACACAGAGCUCUCCUUCCCCGGGGACCCGUACGCCACCGCCUCCCUGCACAGCCACCUCCACCAGCCCAGCCCCGAAGCCUGGCACCCGUCCCACCACCACCAUCACCACCACCAUCCGUACUCGCUAGGGGGCGCUAUAGGCACCCAGGGCUCGGCGUACCCACGUCCGGGCGUUCACGAGAUGUACGGCGCGGCGUUCGACCCGCGGUACGGCUCGCUGCUGGUGCCGUCAGUGAGGCCUCACCACCGGCUGACGCCCGGCAGCUCGGUGUCAGGGCCCAACGCCUCGCCCUGUGACCUCGGGGGGAAGGGCGAGUCGGGGACGGGGUCGACCUGGAGCGGCGCCUUCACCGGAGCCGGAGCAGAAAUUGGACUCAACAUGGACACAGGUCUACAGGGGCAGGAUAAGAGCAAGGAUUUGUAUUGGUUUUAGAGACUGAUGAUUCCCUGCCUGCCCUUCACUCUCCCCCCCUGCACUCCCACCCUCCUCUCCUCCUUCAGCUGUAGCCUCUCCCCUCCCCCCCAGUCCUGCUCUCCUCCUCUGUUGCUCUGCUGAUGACUGACGAGAGAAAGUGACGGCACGUUUUAUGCUGUAACGGCUUCUGGUCUACUUGCAGCUCUGUGUUACGGCGGACUGUGCGGCAGCGGCGCAGCCCUGCUGAGCUGAACGCCGACGCCGUGGAUACUAAAAAAAAAAACUGAAGAGGAGCGAGCGCAUCUGAUCUUUUGACGGACGUGGACAAAGACGAGUUUCUUUGUGCUCCUGCAACAGGCAGAGACAACAUUCCUAAAGUGGGAAAAAGUCUUGGGACAGACGGACAGAGACACAUGUGAUGUCAAACUCCAAAGACGAGCGCUCGGAGGACUUGGCAGGACUUGCCUCACUGGGGCAACUGGGCUGCAGACACUGGGAGUGUGUUAUGGCUGCAGGAAAAAGGCCACGUUGGUGUUGAGGAGGCCGCACAGACGCCGAAGGUUUUCACAGGGUUUUGGUUCGAUGUCAACGCAAAUAUCCCCCCCCGUCAUUCUGUCAAAAGUCAAACAGGUUUUCAAAUAACGUCAGAAGGUUUUUACGUCGUAUUUCUUGCCAGUUCAGCUGUCGAUUCCAUACCAUGUUAAAAGUUGUGAAAAAGGUCCUUGUACGUACGGUUGCCCCUCGAUGAAAUGCACAAGUGGAGCUGGUUGAGCUGACAGCUGCUUUAAAAAAUAAAAAAAACAAUAGUGUGUCACUCGUUAGAGCUCAAACCUCCACCAAGGCCCCACAGUCCCCUCACAAAACCCACAAGAUCUAGGUUUUAUUUAAGUCCUCAUCACAUUAUGGAUUUUUAUUUCAUCUAGAUCAAAAACGCCUGAUCUGAAACUACACCAGUUCUUUUUUGACCCACGUCUCCAUCAAGUUUCAUGAAAGUACUUUUUGCAUAAUCCUGCUGAAAACAACCAAACAACCCAACAAAUACACGCACUAGCGCGGCACUUACAGCUUCACCGAGGCCCAACACUUAACUUAUGGCAUGUUCAAAUUCCCACACGCUGUUUUUAUUCAGAUCAGUUGUAAUCCUAAUCCUGACACGGGUGAAACUCACCUUGGUGGAGGUGAAUAUAAAAUAAAUAAAUAUUAAAAACCACUCAAAGCUUAAUGUCACAAUGACUCUGACCAAUCCCAGGAGGCCAUAGUCAGGGGGCUGAGUGAACGGAGCCUUUAACCUGCCGCUGCCACCACAACCACCACAACCACCACAUCUCAGGGUCCGGACUGUGUGACCCUCUUUGUUCUGGACACUUAUGAGACAUUUCAUGGUGAAGGCAGAUAUUUAAAAAAUGUGUCAACAAAAGAAACAUAAAGCUCACACCAAUAAGAGAGAGAGAGGGAGAGAGAGAGAGAGGAGAGAGAGAGAGAGAGAGAGAGAGAGAGAGAGAGAGAGAGAGAGAGAGAGAGAGAGGGAGAGAGAGAGGGGAGGGGUCCCUCUGUCUAUUUGAAGCCACUUGACUCUUUCUCGCCUGCUCCCUGCAGCUGUCAACGACAACUGCUCCUCAACACACACACACACACACACACACACAGACACACACCGCAGUGUUCAAGCCAGGCCUAUGAACUUAAUAAAGGGAACAUUUAGAGCGAGGUGGAUCCUGCUCCACUGGGACAACUGGUGUGAUAUAAGUGAAGGGAGCAGAGGACACACACACACACACACACACACACACACACACACACACACACACACACACCUGUCAAACAGUAAUGUGUAUGUAUACGACGGCAUGUGUCUAUUUCUAUAAGGACCAGAUUCUCCUGUUUGCAUAAGGAGAUGAAGAAGCAUCAUCGUUUUAUUGUUUGUAUUUUUAAGGAUUUGGAUUCAGAAAAAUUUGAUUCAGGUCGAGAUUAGUAUUAAUAUUCAAGAUGAUAAUGUUUCGGUCAGAUAUCUGAAAGACGUGAGGCAACUUGAAGGCUGUGUUUUCUCUCAGAAUUAUUUUGUGCCUCAAUAACAAUAACAAUAUCAUCAUUCAUCUGUCACUGAAGACAGAUCAGCACCAAAUUGCACACACUCAUAUACGUCCCUUAGAUAUUAUUAUUAUUGUUUUUUUCAUUAAGAUUCAUGAAUUAUUCUCUGAGAAAUCAAUGAAAAUGUUGGAAAAUGCCCGAUCUCGCAAUAUUGGAAAUAGAUUCCUGGAUCUGACCCCUGAUCUGGAUCCACAUCAAAAUUCCCCCGACCCCUAACGCAUCAAGUUUCAUGGGAAUUGGUUGAGUAAUUUAAUUAUACAAUAAUAAUAAUAAUAAUACGUUUGGGUUUAAACAGCAGGAAAUCAAUACAGCCAAUGUCCUUAUAAGUGUGGUAAAGCAUUCAUUCGAGUGUGUGUGUGUCUCUUUUGUGUCGUCUCUCUGUCCUUCAGGUGCGUUCUGUAAAUCUGCCGUCCCAGCAUGCAGCAGUGUUCUCUGUGGAUAUUUGAAUAUACGGACUGAAGUAUUGUUUCUGUCUGUCUGGCUCCGGUGUAAAGUUCUUUCACGUGUUUUGCUGUAAAAGCCUGUAACUGUGGAGCGAGAGCUGCGUCGGGUCGGAGGCGACUCGGCUCCGUCCUCCACGGCUGCUCUGCCUUUUUUUUUUUCUGAGAGCGACGACUCGUAAAAAAGGCGAAAUGUGAAUCUAUGAAAUGUCGGAAGGUCACAGCACGGGUUCACCGCUGAGUAAAUAAAGCUCUGUUUGGAUGUGGUGAUGCUACGCUCCCAUUGCACGCUCA